UGUGUGAACUCAGGAUGAAGAUCCUCCUUCUCAUCUUCACCUUCUGCCUGAUCUCAGAUGGAGGAGCCUCUAAUGAAGUAACAGGAUAUUUAGGAGGAAGAGUCCUUAUCAAGUGCAAGUAUAAAACAGAAUCUACACAAAACCUAAAAUAUUUCUGUAAUGGUUCAUGGUCAGGCUGUUCUGAUCUAAUAAAGACAGGAGAUAAAAACAUGUGGGUAACUUCAGGAAGAUUCUCACUGUUUGAUGACACCAAAUCAGCAGAGUUCAGGGUGAUGAUCAGAGAGCUCACUGUAGAGGAUGCUGGGACGUAUCUGUGUGGAUUUGGGAAUGUUAACGGGAAAGACAUUUUGACACGAGUGGAACUGAAGGUGCAGGAAGGAAGCUCUGGGUCUAGAGAAGUGAGUGCAUAUAAAGGAGGAAGAAUCAAUGUCAAGUGCAGAUAUGAGAAUAAAUAUAAGGACAAACCAAAAUCUAUCUGUAAGAUCGGAACACAACCGCUGUGUUUUCCUCUAACAACAACAACACUGAACAGGGAAUGGACACAUAACGGCAGAUUCUCAAUUUAUGACAACAGAAGUGCAGGAUUCGUUAAUAUAUUUAUCAGAGAACUGAUUAUGGAGGACACUGGAACAUACUUGUUAACUGUUGCUGUGUCUGAUGAAAUUGAGACCUCCACUGUAAUCAAUCUUACUGUAACAGAAGAUCUGUCCUAUGAGAAGUCCAUCAGUAAGACUGUCCAAGUAGGAGAAGAUUUAAACAUCAGCUGUAAAUACCCAGAAUCCCUCAGGAGUUAUAACAAGUUUCUCUGCAGGAGGCAGUCAUCUGUUGGAUGUCAUAAAUCUGUUAAAGCAAGUAGAAAAUAUGUAAAUGUGGGGAAAUUCUCCCUGUAUGAUGACAGAACAGAACAAAUCUUCACUGUGAGUAUUAGAAAUGUAACUAAAACAGACUCUGGUGAAUACUGGUGUGGAGCAGGAGCAGCCUGGACAUCUGAUCAUGGAUACAAGGUUUAUUUCACACAGAUCAACCUGACAGUUACUGAUUCAAGUGUACCAGUGCCAAAACUGAAGCCAACUCAACCUUCACCACAACCAUUAUCAUCAUCAUCAUCAUCAUCACCAAUAUCCCUAUCAACAUCUUCCUUCUCAUCAUCAGCAUCAUCUAAUCCAGCAGCUUCCACUGUGAUCAUGGUGUCUGUAAUUCUGCUGCUGCUUCUGAUUGGAAUCAUAUUCCUCACUUUCACUGUUCAAAAGCGAAGCAGGAUUCACGCAGGUAAAGAUUCUGUUGCCCAGAAUUCUGUCCAAAACUCAGAAGGUUACCAUGGGGUUCCUCUUGCUGUCUCUGAUUAUGAGGAGAUUAAAGACACCAAACAACGUUCUACCUCAGAAGCUGAAACUUCCACAAUUUACUCAACUGCUCAAAUACCCACAAUCACUUCUCAACCUGUUUAUGCUGAGAUAGAGUUUCCUACAAUCUCCUGUGAUUCUGCUAUUUAUUCUACUGCUCAACUACCCACAAUCCCCUCUGAGCCUUCUCAAACAGUUUAUGCAGAGAUAGAGGGUCCUACAACCUCAUGUGAUUCUGUAAUUUAUUCUACUGCUCAACUACCCACAAUCCCCUCUGAUUAGGAAAUCUACUUCACAGCUCAGUUACCCACAAGUCUCUCUGCUGAGAAAUCUGUUGACGGUUUGACUCACGCAACAGUGAGUUCUCACUCCAAUGCCACCAGCUCUUAUGAUGCAGUUCCACAGAUUAUGGAAGACGUCUCUACUGUCUACACUUCUGUCAGUCACGUGACUUCGUCUGUUUAGAUGAAUCUGUUGGCAUCGGUUAUGUGGUACUGGAACUUUACUAUUUAUUUCAGAUGACUUUCUCUUAAUUCUUACAUCUUUUUCAUACUCUGUCUCUUCUUCAAAACAAUUUUCAGCAAUCAGCAUAUGCAAUGAAGACAUUAUUUUUUGUCAUUCUUUAACAUUAUUGCUUCUUAUAGUCUCCCACAGUUUGCACCCUAAACUAAUUUCCAUGGUAUAACAAAUCUAGAACUUAUAAUCUAAAUCUCUGUCCCAGAAGGAAUGUGAUGAGAGCAGUUCAUGUUUGUUCACAUUUCCAGCCCUGAAGUGUCAGUUCUCUUGUGAUGGAGUUUUGUCAGGUAACCAGAAUCCUGCAGGCAAAUCGGUCAAAGUCACUGAUUGAGUGGUUGAUCCUGGUGGUUCUAUGCUUUUAUAAAAGAUUUCAGCAAGGGGUGUUUUAAUUCAGUACUAUGUCAGGAUUAUGAACCAAGAUUCUGUACUGCACGACCGCGUGACUUGGUCACAUGUAUCCGAUCACUCAUACCUGAACUAUAUUGUCUUGUGGUAGCGAAUGUAUUUUUGUAACCCAGAACGCUUUCGGAGUAACAGGAAGGGAAAACUUUGGUCUGAGACACGUGGGGUGACUUGCCACCAAGCAGACAUAGAGAGUGGUUCUGAUUGACCCUGUGGUAACCAUCUUUCUCCUUUCCUGCACAGCUGAUGAAUUCACUUUGCUUCCAUGCUAUUCAGAGGAUGAGAAUCUGUUUCCCGGAAUUGCUGAGGGCACAAGAAGAAAAAAUAAGGCCUUACUACAGUCCAUUUCACCAUAGAUGUUUAGCUGAGAGCACAAUUUAGCCUGCCUGGUCGGCUUAGAUUAGUGCUUUUUCCUUACUCUAUGCAGAGAGCAUCACUGACUCUUCUGCUUCUGCCUUGAACUUGUUUCUCUCACAAGCUUUGCAGUAGCUAUCGCUCCUGUGGACCCACACAGAGAAGCAGACAUCAUCUAUUUUUUUUUUCAGGCCCCUUGCCCUCCCUUGUGUGUUCGAACUGUGCAUUAUAGGGGGACUCUGUGCUGUACAUUUAAAGAGGGAUUAUGGACCUGGACUAUGAUUCCCUGUACUUCGUCACAUGGUUAUUGGUUUGAAAAUUAGCAAGAUACAAACAGAUAAAUAAAAUUAUUUAUUUAUUAAGCGUAUGGGAUAGCUUUCCCUUUUUGAUAUAUUUGAUGCUAUACCUUUUUGUCCUUGAGUAUAAGCUUUGUGGGUAAACUUGCAGAGAGAUUUGACAAAGAGAGUCAGUUUUGUUUAAUUCAGUGUGGAUGGCUUUAAGCAGUUGAUGAAUAGCUAUAAAACAUUUCCUGGUUAGUUUAUGUUCUCUGUUUUGUCAAAUCUACACUCUGUCCAGGCCCAUACAUAUGUUUUAGUUUGCAAAACACUAUUUGGUGGCCUUGCAUCAACUCAACCAAUUAUCCAAAUCCCAAAAGUUCUUUAGGACAGUUGGUGGAAAAUGGAACCCACAGAAAACCCAUAUGGACACAGACAGAAUAUGCAAAAUUCUACACAGACAGUUUCUUAAGAUCAAACUCUGGAAAAUGGAUCUGUGAUACACAAAUGCUUUUUUAUAUUCAUGUUAGUUUUAUUUUAUUUUAUUCUUAUGAUGACACCACCUAGGAUUUUUCUUUUAACACACUGUAUUUUGUGUUUAGUGUAUCUGUUCCACACUUGUCUUUUUGUCUGCACUGUUAUAGAAGUUACUUGUCUUCUGGAAAGUUACUUGUUACAGGAUCUUCAGGAAACAUCAGGAAAUAAUGCCACUUCCUGAUAAACAUAUCACCAACAUUUC
Molecule: messenger RNA, 3629 nt
Organism: Silurus meridionalis
Lineage: Eukaryota; Metazoa; Chordata; Actinopteri; Siluriformes; Siluridae
Product: CMRF35-like molecule 8
Exons: 8
Coding region: 15-1625 (536 amino acids)
Source: RefSeq, a predicted model, not a curated record